CGUGGGGUAGUGCCGGAGCCGGCGGCAAGGCUGGGGUCUUGUCCCCAAGGCCUCUGAUUUUUCCCUCGUCUUUCCCCUCGCCUUUCGACAGGUUGGCUCAGCAAUGGAUGCGGCCUUCGGGCUGGUGGAGCCUUUCACCAAAAUCAAGGGUACGGGAGAAGAGGACGACGAGGACAGGGUAGCCUGGGUGAAGGAGGAGAGCAGUGCCUGUGACUGCGGUGCUGGAGUCACCGCGCUGGAUGGAGGAGGUGACCCCCCAGAGUGGUCCCUGCCCCCCGAAGAGGGCGAAAAGCAGUUGCUGACAUUACAGACAGUGCAUCUGGAGGCGGGGGAAGACGCCUUCCAGGGGGAGCAUCAGCUAAGCAUGCCGCCGCAGAAUGGGGAGCGCGCGGGGGCGUGGGACGGGGCCGGCCUCCUGCAGCCUCUGGUGGUGGUGCAGCAGGGGCACGGUCUUCUCCAGGACCUGCCUGCAGGUGUGGCCCUGAGCGUACAGGAAGGGGUCUGCGUGUUUUAUGACCUGGAGGUGAUCCAGAGUAGUAUUUUGCAAGAAAGAAUGCAAGCAAAGAAUUUAGAAAGCAAGUCACCAGAGAGCCCGGUAGACAUGCUACUGAUUGAGCUUGACGGAGAUAAAGAUGUCAUCGCACUUGAAAAUAAGGUCCAGCCACUAACUCCAUCUGAAGAGGGAGGAGAAAAGGAACUUUUCAGUGUUGGGGAAGCAAAGAGCCUGGACUGUAAAGCCAGUGGUGAUUUGUUGGUUUCAUGCAAUAAACACAAACAACAGGAAUAUGUGAAUCCAUCAGAACAAGCUGUUACCAAAAGUCCCAAGUCUCUAAAACCUCAAAUUAGCACUUCAUGUCAGAAAAAAGCAGUUUUCAACUGUGAUUUGUGCGCGUUCACCUCACUCAGAAUAUCAAGUCUUAACCGUCAUGUGAAAAUCCAUUCUGAUGAAAAACGUCAUGUGUGUCACCUGUGUCUCAAGGCUUUUCGUACAGCUACUCUCCUGCGUAACCAUGUGAAUGCACAUACAGGGACCAGACCAUAUAAAUGCAGUGACUGUGAUAUGGCAUUUGUGACCAGUGGUGAGCUUGCACGACACAGGCGUUACAAGCAUACUUUAGAAAAACCUUUCAAGUGUUCAAUAUGUAAAUAUUCUAGCGUAGAAGCAAGCAAACUGAAGCGACACAUUCGCUCACAUACAGGAGAGCGUCCUUAUGCCUGUUACCUUUGCAGUUAUGCUAGCAAAGAUACAUGUAAACUGAAAAGACACAUGAUAACUCAUUCAGGUGAAAAACCGUAUGAAUGUUAUGUUUGCCAGGCCAGAUUCACUCAAAGUGGUACCAUGAAAAUUCAUAUAUUACAAAAGCAUGGUGAAAAUGUGCCAAAAUACCAAUGUCCACAUUGUAGUACAUUUAUUGCAAGAAAAAGUGACUUGGGUGUCCACUUGCGAAAUCUGCAUUCCUACAUGGCAGUGGCAGUUAAAUGCAGUUACUGUGAAGCCGCUUUUCAUGAGCGCUAUGCUCUUACUCAGCACAAGAAGACUCACAGAAAUGAAAAAAGAUUCAGAUGUGAUCAGUGCAGCUAUGCAUGCAAGCAGGAACGAUGCUUACUUGUGCAUAAACGAACCCAUACUGGUGAGAAGCCCUUUACUUGCUUGUGCUGCGGCAAAAGCUUUCGACGAAAGCAGCUUCUCACUGUUCACUUUAGGAAGCACCACGAUUCCAAUUUUAAACCUACAGUUUAUGAAUGCCCUAAAUGUGGUAAGGGCUAUUCACGCUGGAGUAAUAUGCAUAAGCAUGCUGAAAAUUGUGGAUUGGUGAGGGCAAAAGCUGUUACAUCCAGGAAAAGAAGCAAGGGCAAAAAGAAAAAACGCGAGAACCUAAAGCAUGUUAAGCAAGAAGGUAAUCAGCGAAUAAGUUAGAAUUUAAUCAUGUAAAUUAGAAUCAAGAAUAAAAGGCUAAGGCAGUGACUCUCCCCUGCUGUUUAAUUACUGUUUCACAAUGAAGCUAAUUUAAGUGCUAAUAAUGGAAGAACGCUUCAGAAAAGUCUUUAUUGCGUGUCAAAAUUCUAGUCAUCUGAGCUUGGGUCAUUGCUCAGGUGCCCAUAUUCCCCUGCUCCUGCAAAUGUCUUCCUAAACUCCCUACUCAGCAAA
This is a messenger RNA of Dromaius novaehollandiae (emu), 2149 nucleotides long. It is a transcript of the gene CTCFL, whose product is annotated as CCCTC-binding factor like. The record is from RefSeq and is a predicted model, not a curated record. NCBI's taxonomy places the organism in Eukaryota, Metazoa, Chordata, Aves, Casuariiformes, Dromaiidae. The transcript is spliced from 9 exons. The coding region runs from base 104 to 1918 and encodes 604 amino acids.